This is a messenger RNA of Strongylocentrotus purpuratus (purple sea urchin), 1476 nucleotides long. RefSeq lists its product as uncharacterized. The transcript has a single exon. The record is from RefSeq and is a predicted model, not a curated record. Bases 1 to 1476 code for a protein of 491 amino acids. Lineage: Eukaryota; Metazoa; Echinodermata; Echinoidea; Camarodonta; Strongylocentrotidae. Gene Ontology annotation, molecular function: catalytic activity.
AUGAUACUAGACAAUGAUCUGGACGUCUUAGUCCUGACAGAAUCCUGGCUAACAGGUAACCAGGGAGAUGACCUAGUAAUUGGUGAUAUUAAGUCAACACUUCCGAAUUAUGAUCUGUUGCACUGUCCUCGCAUUGGAUCCAAAGGUGGUGGGAUCUGCAUUGUGUAUCGCUCUUCGGCCCAGGUGACCUUGAACAGUAGGAUUGAAUUUACAUCUUUUGAACUUAUGGAUGUUACUAUCCGGUUCUCCGCGGUAUCAGUUUUCAGAUGUUAUGCAGUAUACAGACCUCCGCCUUCGGCAAGCAACAAGUUUACCUACAACAUGUUCCUGCAGGAGUUUCUCACUCUUCUUGAGUCUGCGGUAAUUUCAGACAACAUGCCCCUCGUUCUGGGUGAUUUUAACAUCCACAUUGACGAUGGGCUCGACACUCAGGCUAAGUCCUUCAUGAACUCCAUCGAUUCACUGGGCUUCUCUCAACACGUAAACGGGCCGACCCAUCGGGCCGGCCACACGUUGGACCUGAUCAUGUCGAGAAGAAUAGAUGACAUUAUUUCAUCGGUCCGCAUUCUGUCCGGGCUCUCGUCUGAUCAUUCAGCAAUCAUCGCUGACGUCAACCUUACCGCUCCCAAGAACACAAAGAAACUUGUGCAGUACAGGCAAUUUCGGAAUGUUGACAUUGCAUUUUUUAAACAAGAUAUUCUGAAUUCUUCCCAGGCUACGUCAACGCCAGAGCAUUCUUCUGAAGCAGUUGGUGGGUACAACGAUAACCUGAUCCAGCUAAUCGACAGACAUGCCCCGUUGAAGAGAAAGAAUAUCACAGUUCGACCAUCUGCUCCCUGGUACACGGAGGAGUUGAGAGAGGCCAAGAGAAUCAGGCGUCAAGCAGAACGACAGAUGUUGAGCUCUGGCCUUUCGUUCGACAAACAACAGUACCAGGAAAAGUGUUUGUCUUAUUACACUGCUCUCUACGAAGCCAAAUCCAAGCAUUUGACUGCUAAGAUUGCUGAAGCUGACACCAAAGAGCUUUUUCGCAUUGUCAAGAGACUUACUUCUCCUUCCAGUCAGGAAACCAUCCUUCCUGAACACCGGACUGCUGUUGCAUUGGCCAAUACUUUUGGAGACUACUUCAAUGAUAAGAUCGCCAGUACCGUGUCCGGAGUUCAGACCUCUGCUGCAAACCCACAGUUUAUGUCUGGUGCAAAUCGAGUGCCUGACUUGGGGCCAGACAAAUGUCUUUCAGAGUUUACACCUGUUCCCCUAAAUCAAGUGAAGAAACUCAUUGACUCGCUCAAGCCUAAAUCAUGCAGCUUGGACCCGGUGCCAUCGUGGCUCGUAAAGACUUGCGUUGACGAACUUUUGCCGAUCAUCACAUCGACAAUCAACCUCUCCCUCAUGUCUGGUGAAGUCCCCGAAGCAUUUAAGACCUGCCUCAUCACACCUCUCUUAAAGAUCGAAGCCAUCGCCCGACAGGAAUGA